AUGCCCCCCCGUCUGCGCCCCGUCCCCCGCAUCACCCGCCUCGCCCGCCUCGCCCGCCUCUACUCCACCGCGUCCGAGCCUCUCAUCCGCGUCACCAACAUCCCCGCCCCGUCCUCGGGCCACAUCCGCGUCCUCGAGCUCAACCGCCCCCAGGCCCGAAACGCCAUCUCCAAGGCCCUCCUGUCGGCUCUCCGCGCCCAGGUAGACGACCUCCACGCGCAGUACGGCCCCGGCGGUCGCGAGACGGGCGCGCUCACGCCAGGGCUGCCCGCCGAGCUUGGCCCCACGAGAGCUCUGGUCCUGGCCAGCGCAGUCGACGCUUGCUUCUGCGCCGGGGCCGAUCUCAAGGAGCGCCGGGGAUUCACCCAGCAAGAGACCGCCGACUUUCUGACCAGCCUGAGAGAAACAUUCGCGUCUCUGGCAAGCCUCCAGAUCCCCUCCAUAUCCGCCGUGUCGUCCCUUGCUCUCGGCGGCGGCCUCGAGCUGGCCCUAUCGACGCACUUCCGAGUGCUCACCUCAAACGCCACCGUCGGUCUUCCGGAAACCCGGCUCGGCAUCAUCCCCGGAGCAGGCGGCACGGCCCGCCUCCCUGCCAUCAUUGGCGUCUCCCGAGCCAGAGACCUCAUCCUCACGGGCCGUCGCGUCGUCGCCCCGGAAGCGUACUUCCUCGGUCUGGCGGAUCGCCUGGUCGAGGUCGAGCCCGACGCCACGGACAUUCUCCAGGUCGCGCGGAAGUCUGCCCUGGCCGAGGCUGUUCGCUUGGCGCACGAGAUUUGCGAAGGUGGCCCGGUUGCCAUUCGUGCAGGCUUGCAGGCGGUCGCGUGGGCGACGCAGGACAAGGAGGACGAAAUGUAUGAGAGGGUUGUAGCUACCGAAGAUAGAAACGAGGCCUUGAAGGCGUUUCAGGAAAAGCGAAAGCCUGUUUUCAAGGGGAGGUAA
Molecule: messenger RNA, 939 nt
Organism: Ustilaginoidea virens
Lineage: Eukaryota; Fungi; Ascomycota; Sordariomycetes; Hypocreales; Clavicipitaceae
Exons: 2
Coding region: 1-939 (312 amino acids)
Biological process (GO): fatty acid beta-oxidation
Cellular component (GO): mitochondrion
Molecular function (GO): enoyl-CoA hydratase activity
Source: RefSeq, a predicted model, not a curated record